Messenger RNA from Brugia pahangi, 1050 nucleotides. The record is from the annotation of a GenBank genome assembly. NCBI's taxonomy places the organism in Eukaryota, Metazoa, Nematoda, Chromadorea, Rhabditida, Onchocercidae.
AUGGAUCCUAGACAACUGCCAAAUGAUAUCAAUGAAAAAUUCUGCAGCAUCGAUGAAGAGCGACAAGUUGUAGCAAUAACGGCAGAUAGUUUCAGUAAAAGUGUAGUGCCGAAAGUUCCAUCGAGAAACUACGAAAAUCUGCAAUGGAUUAUUGAGAAAACGCAAUUUGCACCUCACCGAGUUAGAAAUGAUCGGCCAACUACAGCACCACCAUUUAUGCCAGCUGAACAAAUACCAAGUGAAUUCGGUAAAUUAACUAUCCCACACGUUACUCGUGCUUCAUUCAAAUCUCACGGAAAUUAUGGAAGUAUCCAUGUGAUGCUACAAGAUGAGAAACUACAAGAAAAAUCAGUUGAUAGUGAAAAUGAGAGUUUGGAUGAAGGAAUUAGUAAAAAAAACUAUAGCAAUAGUAAUGACAAUACUUAUCUACCAAAUUGCCAAAUUGCUACAUCUACCAAACUACUGUCACUUACCGCUAAAGAAUGGAUGACAAUUUGUAUACUGUCAAUUGCAAAUCUCGCUGGUACCAGUGCAUACAGCUGCAUUGCACCAUUUUAUUCAAAUGAGGCGAAAAUUAAAGGUUUGAAAAGUUUCGAGAUAGGUGUAGUAUUUGGUGUCUUCGAGCUAAUAAUGUUUUUUAUUGCACCUCUAUUCGGCAAAUACAUGGUUUCAAUCGGUUCAAAAAAGAUGUUUGUUUCUGGAAUCGGAGUUACUGGUAUCACUGUUGUGCUCUUCGGAUUCUUGAAUUACAUUGAAUCGCCAUCGUUAUUUUUCUGGUCCUCGAUCGGUCUUCGAAUAUUGGAAGCUAUUGGUGACGCAGCUUUUGUCACUUCAUCAUUUGUAAUCGGUGUUAAAUGCUUCCCGGGACGUAUUGCAAUUGUUGUUGGUGUGUUGGAAACAUUCGUCGGUCUUGGCAGUACCGCAGGACCUUUACUUGGUGGUAUACUGUAUGAAAUUGGUGGUUUCAAAUUGCCAUUCAUUGUACUUGGAAUUAUUUUACUCUUUCUUGGAUUAGUAGCAUACUUUUGGUCGAAAAUAUGGAUGGUAUAG